Strigops habroptila (Kakapo) is the source of this 1335-nucleotide messenger RNA. RefSeq names its product cholinergic receptor nicotinic alpha 10 subunit (gene CHRNA10). The transcript is spliced from 5 exons. Bases 1 to 1335 code for a protein of 444 amino acids. Gene Ontology annotation, biological process: regulation of membrane potential; chemical synaptic transmission; monoatomic ion transmembrane transport. The record is from RefSeq and is a predicted model, not a curated record. Lineage: Eukaryota; Metazoa; Chordata; Aves; Psittaciformes; Psittacidae. Gene Ontology annotation, molecular function: acetylcholine-gated monoatomic cation-selective channel activity; transmembrane signaling receptor activity. Gene Ontology annotation, cellular component: synapse; neuron projection; postsynaptic membrane.
AUGGAGCGGCCGCUGCUCACGCUCUGCCUCGCCGGCUGCCUCCUGGCCCCGGGCGGCCGCGGGGCUCCGGGCAGAGUCGCCCACAAGCUGCUCCACGACCUCUUUGCCAACUACUCCAGCGCCCUGCGCCCCGUGGAGGACACGGACCGGGCGCUCAACGUCACCCUCCAGGUCACCCUGUCCCAGAUCAUCGACAUGGAUGAGAGGAACCAGGUCCUCACCUCCUACCUGUGGGUGCGCCAGGCCUGGCUGGACACUCACCUCACGUGGGACAAGGACUCCUACGGCGGCAUCGACAGCAUCCGCAUCCCCAGCAGCUACGUGUGGCGGCCCGACAUCAUCCUCUACAACAAUGCCGAUGACCACUUUGGCGGCUCGAUGGAGACCAACGUGGUGCUGCGCUCGGACGGGCACAUCAUGUGGGACUCACCCGCCAUCACCAAGAGCUCCUGCAAGGUGGACGUCUCCUACUUCCCCUUCGAUGGGCAGCGCUGCCGCCUCACCUUCGGCUCCUGGACAUACAAUGGGAACCAGAUCGACCUCCGGAACCGGCUGGACACUGGGGACCUGACAGACUUCGUGAAGAAUGUGGAGUGGGAGGUGCUGGGGAUGCCGGCCACGAGGAACGUCAUCACCUACGGCUGCUGCUCCGAGCCCUACCCCGAUGUCACCUACACCCUCCUGCUCCGCCGCCGCGCCUCCUUCUACAUCUUCAACCUGCUCCUGCCCUGCAUCAUGGUCUCCCUCCUGGCCCCGCUCAGCUUCUACCUGCCAGCAGACUCGGGCGAGAAGGUGUCGCUGGGGGUGACGGUGCUGCUGGCGCUCACCGUGUUCCAGCUCCUGGUGGCAGAGAGCAUGCCGCCCUCGGAGAGCGUGCCGCUCAUCGGGAAGUACUACAUCGCCACCAUGACGAUGAUCACGGCCUCCACGGCGCUCACCAUCUUCAUCAUGAACGUGCACCACUGCGGGCCGGGGGCGCGUGCGGUGCCACCCUGGGCGCAGCGCCUCAUCCUGCGGUACAUGGCGCGGCUCUGCGGCGUGCACGAGGUGGGGGGGAGCUGCCGGGGCCAGCGCCGGGCGCCGGGGCCAGGGGACACAGACGGGGAGGUGGGUACCACGGAUGGGACCUGCCCCCGGCACCGCUGCCUGUGCCACCACCGCGUGCUGCUGCGCCACGUCGCCUACAUCGCCGGGUGCUUCUGCCGGCACCGCGCCGCACAGCGCCGCACCGGGGAGUGGAAGAAGGUGGCCAAGGUGAUGGAUCGCUUCUUCAUGUGGGUCUUCUUCCUCAUGGUGUUCCUCAUGAGCGUGCUGGUGCUGGGCAAAGGUGCCUGA